Podarcis muralis (Common wall lizard) is the source of this 1127-nucleotide messenger RNA. Its product is annotated as hepatic lectin-like. NCBI's taxonomy places the organism in Eukaryota, Metazoa, Chordata, Lepidosauria, Squamata, Lacertidae. The record is from RefSeq and is a predicted model, not a curated record.
AGCAAGAUGGGUAUUGUUGGUGACCAUGAGCAAGUGGAAGAUGGAGACCACGGAUAUCUGGCCAAGAUGGGGAAAGCCAUGGCUCCAAGAAAAACAGGCAGGUCAUUCCCCCAGUGGAAAUGGAGCUCCUCUUUCCUGGUUUAUGGGCUCCUGGCUCUCGCUUACCUGCUGAUGAUCAUCUUGCUCGGGCUACUGAUCUCCAGUGGGUCAAAGUUUUUUUCAGAAAUGAAUGACAUGCAUAAACAGCUUGAAAUGAGCAAGGAGCUGUUCCCAUGCGGUUCCAGAAGCAGGGAAUGGGAAUACUUUGACGGUCGGUGUUAUUACUUCUCUGUACAGAAGUUUACUUGGCACAUAGCUGAAUCUCAAUGUGCUCAACGUAAUUCAAGUCUGGUGGUUAUUCAUGAUGAGGCCAAGCAGAAUUUCCUCGAGUCUCAAACCAGGAAUGAACGCUAUUGGAUUGGACUCAAUGACAUCGAUGAAGAAGGGGAAUGGAGGUGGAUUGAUGGCACCAAUUACUUAAGCAGCUACAAGAAUUGGAGACAGGGUCAGCCCAGUGACUAUCAGAACAAGGAAGACUGUGCAGAGAUCCAUUUUUCUGGGGAAUGGAAUGAUGAGAGCUGUUCCACUGCAAACUUCUACAUAUGUGAGAAACCUUUGCCUUCCUGAAGAACCAUCAUGAGAAAACACACCAAGCAGCAAGAACGGGAUUGCAAAGGCAUCUUCUUUCUGCAGAGACUGCCUACUUCAAACCACUUGCUUUAGAGUGACAAGGGCUGGCUCUACACUGACCAGUUUAAUGUUAUUAGAACAUUAUUAGAUAUGUUGUUCUAAAACAUCACAGGGCAUACUUGUUAAUUAAAGCAUUUUUACCCUCACCCCCCCCCCCCGUGAAAACGCUGCCUUCCUGCUGCUGGUUGCUCUGUGGUGCCCUCUGGUGUCCCAUUUUAAUAACGCAUUAUGGAAUUUAAAAGUAGGAUGUCAUGUGUCCAAAUACGUUAUCAAAACCCUUCCCUAACAUUAAAAACCAUGUGUGUAGAUCCGCCUCAGGACUCUGCACAACGUGAAUGAAGCUAAAUUUAUUUUUUUAAAAAAAUAAGUAAUUCUGAAUGUAAUAAGAACUAUAUUCU